Molecule: messenger RNA, 1636 nt
Organism: Andrographis paniculata
Lineage: Eukaryota; Viridiplantae; Streptophyta; Magnoliopsida; Lamiales; Acanthaceae
Product: THO complex subunit 4A
Exons: 6
Coding region: 146-844 (232 amino acids)
Biological process (GO): mRNA export from nucleus
Cellular component (GO): nucleus
Molecular function (GO): mRNA binding
Source: RefSeq, a predicted model, not a curated record
GUAUUCUGCAGUCGUUUUGGCUUGGUUUGGUCGCAGUCCGCAGUCUCUACUAGCGGUCGAAGCCCUUGUUUACGCUCUUCCCAAAUCCUCUCCUCUUCCAAACCCUAGUUGCAUAUAUCGUCGUCCUACGAAUUCGUGGUAGAAGAUGUCGGGUGCUGCGUUAGACAUGACUCUCGAUGAUUUAAUCAAGAGUAACAAGACGUCUACGGGAGCGCGAGGCAGAGGCCGCGCCGCCGGGCCUGGACCAGCACGUCGCCAGCCUAAUAGAUCCGCCAAUCGUAUCGGUCCAUAUUCCGUCCCCAAGGCACCGGAAUCGGCAUGGGGUCAUGAUAUGUUCGCCGCGGGAAGUCGAGCUCCGAGCAUUGAGACUGGAACAAAGCUGUACAUCUCCAAUUUGGAUUAUGGGGUGUCUAAUGAGGAUAUUAAGGAGCUCUUUGCAGAGGUUGGUGACCUAAAAAGGUAUGGUGUAAACUAUGAUAGGAGUGGCCGAUCUAAGGGUACCGCUGAAGUUGUCUUUGCACGGAGGCAAGAAGCAUUAGCUGCUGUCAAAAGGUAUAAUAAUGUUCAGCUUGACGGAAAACCAAUGAAGAUAGAGCUUGUUGGGACAAACAUUUCAACUCCUGCUGUUGGUUUGCCAUAUGUUGGUGCUUUCUCUGAACCUAUUUUAGCUCCUCCAAGUGGGCAAGGCCGAGGUGGUUUUGGUAGAUCACGAGGUGGUGGUGGACGAGGUCGUGGUUUUGGAAACAGUCGGGGACGGGGCAGGGGUCGUGGUGUGAAGGUAUCUGCCGAGGAUCUGGAUGCGGAUUUGGACAAGUACCAUUCAGAAGCAAUGCAGACAAAUUGAUUCUGCUAGCUUGUUCAUUCAACUACCCUUUGUUCCUGCAUGUGUUCAAGUUUUGGAAAUGUGGUUUGUAUUCCGACUAACAUUAUAUGUCAUCUGGAGAGGAGAAAGAGCUUCGGUGGAGGUGGGGGGGUGUAGGACUUUGAUUUGGAGGGAGUGCCUUGUUUCAUUGACCAUUCUAAUGGGAUCACAUCUUUCAUAUGGAUUUGAUAGACUUCAUUUAUAGACAUAAGCUUGUAAUAGACUGUGAUGCUGUUACUACCUUAACGUAGAGUGAGGAUUACGUGUCUAGAUCUUUACUAUCCCAACAGCAAAUUAUUGGUACAUGGUUGGCACGACAUGGAGGAGAAUCAAAAUUGAAGUACUUCACUGUGCUCCAGUUUUAAAAAUCAAAGUCUGAAACUUUGGUGGAUUUUUCCAUGGUCUUUUCUUACACUAUCUCGAAGUUCUGAAAAAUCUUCUGAAAUAACUGAUUGGGAAUAUGGUCUGAUGCAUGCCUGAAAUUGCUUCAUACAUGGACUUGGUGCUUGUAAUUUGAGCUGGUGGUGAUUCUGCUUCGUGACUGGGUUAAAGUUCAAGCUGCAAGCAGUACAAGGCCCUUACUGAAUGCUCAAGUUUUGGGAUUCAAUUACAUCCUCUUGCAUUAAUCAUGAAUGAAAAUGUAACCAAGUAUGUAUGUCCCAGUUAAAGUCAGCUGAGCAUGAAGUGAUUUGAACUACGACACGCUUAUUAGAAAAUGUUUGCUGUUUUGUCUAGACGUAUCUUCUGGUUAGAUAUAUAUUAAUUUUAAUAUCA